This is a messenger RNA of Fusarium pseudograminearum CS3096, 1281 nucleotides long. RefSeq lists its product as uncharacterized. The transcript is spliced from 3 exons. Gene Ontology annotation, molecular function: transmembrane transporter activity. Gene Ontology annotation, cellular component: fungal-type vacuole membrane. Lineage: Eukaryota; Fungi; Ascomycota; Sordariomycetes; Hypocreales; Nectriaceae. The record is from RefSeq and is a predicted model, not a curated record. Gene Ontology annotation, biological process: transmembrane transport. Bases 1 to 1281 code for a protein of 426 amino acids.
AUGGAUACCAAGAAAAACACAGCCGGUGAUAGCCCUACGGCUGAAAGCACCUCGUCAGUUGAGGAUGCAUCAUCACCAAGUCCAAUCCCGAAUGGCGGAUUGAUUGCCUGGCUACAGGUCGCUGGCUCAUUUUGCCUAUACUUUUGUACCUGGGGCCUCAUAGCAAGCUUUGGAAGCUUUCAAACAAUUUAUGAGCGCGACCAGCUUUCCUCCCACACGCCCUUCCAGAUCUCCAUCAUCGGCUCUUUACAAACCUUUCUGAUGGUCUUUUCAGGCUUCAUCGUCGGUCCGGUAUAUGACUCUGGCUAUUUUCGACAUUUACUUGCUGUCGGAUCCAGCUUUAUUGUGGUCGGCACUGUGCUACAGAGUCUGAGCACAAAGUACUGGCAGUAUCAUCUCACCCAAGGGCUGAUGAUUGGUAUUGGAGCUGGUUGCCUUUCAAUUUUGAGUGUUGCGGUUACUUCAUUAUGGUUCAAUACGAGAUUGCCUCUUGUAAACGGGCUUGCAGCCUGUGGAAGUGGACUUGGCGGUGUACUACUGCCCAUCAUGGUACGGGAACUCAACGAACAAACAAGUUUGCCAUGGGCGACACGCGCUAUGGCUUUGCUGCUAUUAGUUCUACUUGCCUUCUCCAACCUUGUCCUUCGACCUGGCCCCAAAUCAGGUGGACCGAAACAACGCAGACAGCUUCUUGACAAGACAGCGUUUACAGAUUGGCCUUAUGUACUUUUUGUAUUGGGCUGCUUCUCUGUAUUCCUAGGAAUGUAUACACCGUUCGUCAAUGUCCAGAGCUACGCUCUUGACAACAAAAUUGCCUCUCCUAAUCUCACUGGAAACCUAUUGGCUAUCCUUAACAGCAGCUCAAUAUUUGGACGCAUUCUUCCUGCUUUCCUUGCUCAGAGACUGGGGCCCAUGAACACAAUCGUUUGUGCGGCAGUGUUACUCGCCACCACCAGCCUGUGUCUUAUCUCUGCGAGCACUACUGCGCGACUACUCGUUGCAGUCAUAAGUCAAGGCUUUUUCACAGGAUCAUUCUUCGCGCUUCAGCCAACUAUCUUUGUUAGAUUAACAGGCGAUGCACGAAGGAUAGGGACAAGGUUUGGAAUGGCCUUUUCAGUCAUGUCGGUUGCGUUGCUAUUUGGUUCUCCUGUCGGUGGAGCGUUGAGGAAAAGUAUGGGAUAUACAGCUUCGUGGGUUUGGGCAGGCUUGACUAUUUUUGUGGGAGGUAUGUUGAUAUUGUGCAGCAGACUUCUGAAGGACAGCAAGUCGUUGAGAUUAUGA